AUGGGCGGCAAGAUAGAAGCAUAUUUCGACUGCCCCUCUCCUUAUUCCUUCUUCGCCUUCCAACACCUCCUCAAGAACCGUGAAUUGCUAGCAUCGCAUGGCAUUGAGGUCGAGCGAGAUACGGCAAAAUUUGACCGUGAGCGAGCCGCCAAAUACUUCCAUGUCAAGGACAUGUCACCACCCCCUUUCUUCCCUCCCCUCACUAUCCUGCCCCAACGGGUGGCCACCUAUAUAAAAGCCAACUAUCCCCGCUCCCGCUUCGAAAACACCUUCCUCCUCUACUGGACCUACAUGUUCUACCGUCACAUCGACCUUAGCAAGCCCGAGAAUAUGAUUGCCCUGUUACGUGAAGAGAAAUACUCCGACGCGGAGAUUGAAACCAUCAUGAAGAGCGCGCAGAGCCCUGAGGGGAAACAGGCUUUGACGGACCGGACAAAGGAGGCGCUCGAUCGGGGCGCGUUUGGCGCGCCGUGGUUCUGGGUAAGGAACGCGGAGGGCAAGGAAGAACCGUUUUUUGGCAGUGAUCGGUUUCAUUAUAUGUGGCAGUUUUUGGGAGUCCCGUUUCAGGAUGUGAAGAUUUUGGAAAAGGGGAAGGAGAGGGCGAAGUUGUGA
Molecule: messenger RNA, 612 nt
Organism: Paracoccidioides lutzii Pb01
Exons: 4
Coding region: 1-612 (203 amino acids)
Biological process (GO): glutathione metabolic process
Cellular component (GO): peroxisome; mitochondrion
Molecular function (GO): glutathione transferase activity; glutathione peroxidase activity
Source: RefSeq, a predicted model, not a curated record